Messenger RNA from Ceutorhynchus assimilis (cabbage seed weevil), 2085 nucleotides. The record is from the annotation of a GenBank genome assembly. Lineage: Eukaryota; Metazoa; Arthropoda; Insecta; Coleoptera; Curculionidae.
GUAUAAAUACAGUUAUUAUUGUUUUUGGUUAGUUUUUUUUAAAAAAUAUUUUUGAAGUAGAAUACCCAUACCAAAAUAAACCCAAACUAGAUAAAAAAAAGUAGAUGCUGGUCUAUAAAUAGCCGCCAUUUGAAAACACCGCCAGAUUUGACUCAGCGAACAAGUCGAUUCUUGAAUUUUUAAUGGUUUUCUUUGAUCAAAAAAGUACAACCAAAUUUUAGGAACUUUUGGAAAGAAAAUUGCCUUUGUAUUAACGUUUCCACCAAUACAUUUCAAGAUUCAGUUUCAGAAAUAUGUUUGGAAUAGGAUUCGGCUCACAACAGUCGCAAAUUCUUGGUUCGUUUCCGUUUGCGUCAAAAGAUCUGUUCCAGGAAAUAGAUAAUUUCCAACUCAAAGCAAUGGACCAGAACGGUGCCGGCGACAGUCCGGACAUUUCAGACAAGACCAAACUGAUUGUGAAUUAUAUUCCACAAUUCGCAACUGAAGAAGAUUUGGCACCGAUUUUCUCUCCUUUGGGAAAUGUUGAGAGUAUUAAAAUAAUGAGGGAUUACAAGACAGGUUACAGUUUCGGAUUUGGAUUUGUGAAAUAUUUUAAUGAAGCGGACGCCGCUAAGGCUAUCAGCGUACUCAAUGGGUUUAAUUUUGGUAACAAAAGAUUGAAAGUCUCCUACUCAAGACCGCCGGGAAACGACAUGAAGGAUUCCAAUUUGUUCAUCACCAAUCUGCCGAAGGAAAUAACUGAGCAUGACAUUGACAAACUAUUCAGUAGAUAUGGGGAAAUUGUGCAGCGUACUCUUUUAAAGGACAAACACAGCGGAUUACCGAGAGGAGUAGCUUUUGUGAGAUUCUCCAAAGGCGAAGAAGCCCAGGCAGCAAUAGCAGACUUGGACGGUAAAGUAGUACUGAACGCCAUCCUGCCCCUCUCUGUUCGCGUAGCUCAGGACCACGGAAGACAAAAAGCUCAAUAUUUGGAACCUUGGAAUCCAUUAACUGCAGGUUUAGGUGCGAGGGGUUUUCCGACACUGAGAACAACCAAUUUAAUGCAGUUUCGGGAUUUGGCAAUCCCAACCAGAUCGAUCCCUCCCAACAGGUUUACCCGACUUCCCACAUUUACCAGUGCCACCACACGCAACUUGGGCGCUGGUGACAAUUUGUUUCCAAAUCAAUUUUUCUUUUAAAGGAAAAUUGAUCUUUUUUUUGUUAAAUGGAACUGAUCAUUGGGCGAAAAAUCAAAUUGGUUCAAUCUAAACCACAUUCGCCCAAUAAUCAGUUUUAGAAAGAGAUUAUGUAUUUUUUUUAGAGUUAUUUUAUUGUUUGUUUUUUUUAUUAGUGAUUUUGUUCAGAACCCUAUCGCCUGCUUAAUGUGUUUUGUCUAUUAUUUUGUUAUAGUGUUUUUUUUUUUGUUGGUUUUAAAUAGGGCUUUUUUUUUGUUUCCCUGAUAAAGGCAAUAGGGUUUCUAUUUUGUUUGUUUUUUUCUUUUGUUUAAAUGGGAGCAAAGACUGUUUUGUUCUAGAAGAAUAUUUUAGUUAUACUAUAAAUAACCUCUUAUACUUACACAUAAAAAAAUAUGUGUGUUUAGAAUUUGAACACUAAUGUAAUAAGAAAAUAGAAUCUCGUGAUAAAAUAAUAAGCUUAACACAGUCCUGCUGGAUAUUAUAGUGUUCAAAGUCUAAAAGUAGAAAUACCUUUAAUUAUUUUCUAGAAUAUUUUCCUUGAUUAUUCAAAUAAGAAAAAAAUUGACUUUUGUUUUGCAAUAAUAAAAAAUAAAAUUAAUAUUAAUGGGUCAAUUUUUUUCUUACACUUGUUAGUACAUACAAGAAUUGUCAUAUUUAUUUUUUUAUUAUUUGACACUAGGCAUCGUUUUGUUUGAAUAAAAAAUAAAGGUCGUUAACUAAAUGGGUUUUGUUUUCCUUUUCCUAUAAUAAAACUACACUGCUUAGAAAAAAAAAAAUAUUUAUUAGAUUAGUGUUUCAUCCCAGAAGUUUCCCCCUGAGUUUUCUUUUUAUCUUCAGCUUCUUUUGCUCGUUUAAUUUGCAUCUCUUUUUGUUGUUGCAUCACUUUUUUGAAGGCGUUUUCUUCUUCCAC